Molecule: messenger RNA, 1905 nt
Organism: Drosophila albomicans
Lineage: Eukaryota; Metazoa; Arthropoda; Insecta; Diptera; Drosophilidae
Product: probable basic-leucine zipper transcription factor R
Exons: 4
Coding region: 518-1741 (407 amino acids)
Source: RefSeq, a predicted model, not a curated record
UUAUUGGCAGCGAACAGCAGUGGGACUAUUAAUUAUAUAUUCUAUGUAUUUUGGUAUUAAAAUACUAUAAAUUAUUAGAGGUGUAUUUUGUUGUGUGCUGGAAGCGGCUGUCAGGUGUAACAGUGUUGGGUUGCGGUCACACGCUAUCUCACUGUGGCGAGCAAAAUUGUUGCGUAUGUGUGUGCGUGCCAGGCAUAUGCAUCAUAGCAUAUUUCAUUGUUUAAAACAAUCAUUUUGUGCAAAAAGUUGUGCAAAAUCAUAUGUAGAACUUAUGUCUGAUACAAGUGCGCAGGUAUUAUGUAUCAGUUGUAGUGCGAGCUGCAGUAGCAGGCGCAAGAGAAGGAAGUGAAGCAGCUGCAAUAACAACAAACAACCACAACAACAACAACCAAUCUAGAUUUUUGUAAAACAAAAGUGAAAAGCGUAAGAAAAAUAUAUAGUAUAUAUAUUUGUACACAAGCAAAACGCACACGCAACGUGCUCGUUAAUUCCCAACAACUAAAGAAAACCGAUUGCAAUGUCCAAUGGUGACGAUGUGCUAGACAACUGGGAAGAAUUAGACGAGGCAGGCCUUUGCAUGACGUUGCAAACAAAACUGCAGACCGCCAACAACGACGACGUAGACAGCAGGAGCAGCAGCAACAACAAACCAAUUAAACCCGCCACCUCAACGAUUCUCGUAGAGAAGAACACUAAAAUGAAAGUUCUACAACGUCCACAGUCGCUGCAAGAAAGCAGCGUCCCGACUGCUGCAUCUGCAACAGCCGCGCCCAAGCAAAUUAUGAUUGCCAAAAAGCCAGCGGCGCCUACUGCAACAGCAACAGCAGCAUCAACUGGACAAACAGAUGGCGAUGUGAAUGCACCUGUUAUGAUGGUAUUGCACAAAUCGGCCAGCGAAUAUGAUGCGGCCAACUAUGCUAAUCCCAUCAACAAUCAAACGGUCAAAAUAUUGCGACGCCCCGCCCAAGCAGAGGAGCGACGUGAUGCGAAUGGCAUGCGGCCCAAGCAGCCGAUUAAGACGCUGCAACAGCGUGAACAGGAAUAUGCGCAGGCGCGACUUCGCAUCCUGGGCAGCGCCAAGAAUCCCGAGGACGAUAAGCCUGCCACGCCCACAACGCCAGUUAGCAACGCGAGCACAGCGCCCGUGAAUUCGACUCCCUGGCAGGCCGAGUCCACGCCUUAUGCUGCCAACUUCAAUAACAAUAAUAACAACAACAAUAAUAGCAGCAAUGGACCAGGACCUGGAGCUGCAGCUGGUGCUGCUGUUGGACCCGCUGCCGGCAUGCAUCGCUCCAGUUCGGCACCGAAAAUGUCGCAAUCCGCCACGCCCAUGUACAACUAUAACAACUAUUAUCAGGCGCCACCGCCGCCACAACAACAGCACACGCCAGCCAUGAGCUAUAUAUACUCAGCACCCAUAUUUCAGCAUCAACGUAUGCCACCCUAUGGUGCAGGACAAGCGGCGGCGGCAGCAGCGGGAGCUGCUCCAACGCCCAAUCCUCAGCAGAGCUGGUCACCGGUUGUUGGGGGCAGCGUGUCGGCAGCUUUGUUGCGUCAACAGUCAAUGCAUUCGCCGGCGUUGCAUCAUCAACAGCACCAGCAGCAACAGCAACAUCACCAACAGCAGCAGCAGCCAGCGACGGCGCCUCCACAAUAUGCACAUCCUUACAACGAUAAUGUGUUGCGGCUGCCGAGAGGUCCUUGCCCCAAUGGCACCAUUGGCUUUCAGAUGCGUCGGUAACAGACGACGGGAUGCAACAAAAACAAAACCAACAGCAACAUCAACAACAACAAUUACUUUAAUUUCAAUUAUCCAGUAUGCCACAUUUUUGUAGCGUACUUUCAAAACUUGUCAUUAUUCUGAGAUUUGCAAUUGAAUAAUUACUUUUUUGUUUGUUUUCUUUU